This is a messenger RNA of Phragmites australis (common reed), 4206 nucleotides long. RefSeq names its product auxin response factor 19. Gene Ontology annotation, cellular component: nucleus. Lineage: Eukaryota; Viridiplantae; Streptophyta; Magnoliopsida; Poales; Poaceae. Gene Ontology annotation, biological process: regulation of DNA-templated transcription; response to hormone. The transcript has 14 exons. The record is from RefSeq and is a predicted model, not a curated record. Bases 471 to 3890 code for a protein of 1139 amino acids. Gene Ontology annotation, molecular function: DNA binding; protein binding.
GAGCUGGCCUCGAGGUAAAGACACAAACAAUAAGAAAAACUUUAACUUCCCCGAGGCUGCGGCAGCUGCAGCGGCACAAACCCAAGCAAACAAGAAACACAGCGGAAGCAGAGGAGAGAGAGAAACACCACAACACAGCACCCUACACGCAUAUCCACGCCUCCUCCUCCUCCUCUGUCCUCUACUCCUCUCUCUCUCUAGAGCCCUGGCCUAGACAAACAAGUCUUUGGUCUUCGUGUUGGCCGGUGUUGGCCUGCCUGCCUUGCCUUCUUGUGCUCGCUUCCUCCCCCGCCCCGCCUGCUCCCCUGUCCCUCUCGUGUCGGGGGGACACGCACGCACGCACGCGGGCGUGUGGGACGGCCUGCUACGACGGCGUCCUCGCCGGUCAUGCGUGGGACCCGCUGAGCUCUCUCUCUCUCGCCGGCGAAACUAUUGGUUGGUUUGGUGGGCGGGUUGCCGAAGACUCGGAGAUGAUCAAGCAGCAGCAGCCGGCGAGCUCCGCCGGGCCGGCGGCGACCGUCGUGGCGGCAGCGGCGGCAAGCGGAUGCGAAGGGGAGAAGAAGGCGCCGGCGAUCAACUCGGAGCUGUGGCACGCCUGCGCGGGGCCGCUGGUGUCGCUGCCGCCGGCGGGCAGCCUCGUCGUCUACUUCCCCCAAGGCCACAGCGAGCAGGUUGCUGCUUCUAUGCAAAAAGAUGUUGACGCACAUGUUCCAAGCUACCCAAAUCUUCCAUCAAAGUUGAUUUGCCUUCUGCAUAACGUCACAUUACAUGCGGAUCCAGAAACAGAUGAAGUGUAUGCACAAAUGACUCUUCAACCAGUUACUUCAUAUGGAAAAGAGACACUGCAGCUAUCAGAGCUAGCACUAAAACAACCCAGGCCACAAACAGAAUUCUUCUGUAAGACAUUGACUGCAAGUGACACAAGCACUCAUGGAGGCUUCUCUGUGCCUCGCCGAUCUGCAGAGAAGAUAUUCCCACCCCUUGAUUUCUUAAUGCAACCACCUGCUCAAGAGAUACGAGCCAGGGAUUUACAUGAUAACAUAUGGACAUUCCGUCACAUAUAUCGAGGUCAGCCAAAAAGACAUCUGCUUACCACUGGCUGGAGUCUUUUUGUGAGCGGCAAGAGAUUAUUUGCUGGUGAUUCUGUCAUUUUUGUUAGGGAUGAAAAGCAGCAACUUCUACUAGGAAUCAGGCGUGCUAACAGACAGCCAACUAACAUAUCGUCAUCUGUCCUUUCAAGUGACAGCAUGCAUAUAGGAAUUCUUGCAGCUGCAGCCCAUGCUGCUGCCAAUAAUAGCCCAUUUACAAUAUUUUAUAAUCCUAGGGCCAGUCCUACAGAGUUUGUCGUACCGUUUGCUAAGUAUCAGAAGGCAGUCUAUGGUAAUCAAAUUUCUUUAGGAAUGCGCUUUCGCAUGAUGUUUGAAACUGAGGAAUUAGGCACAAGAAGAUACAUGGGUACAAUAACUGGCAUAAGUGAUCUAGAUCCAGUAAGAUGGAAAAGCUCACAAUGGCGCAACUUACAGGUUGGCUGGGAUGAGUCUGCAGCAGGCGAAAGGCGAAACAGGGUUUCAAUCUGGGAAAUUGAACCAGUUGCUGCUCCAUUUUUCAUAUGCCCUCCACCAUUUUUUGGUACAAAACGUCCCAGACAAUUAGAUGAUGAGUCGUCAGAAAUGGAGAAUCUCUUUAAGAGGGCGAUGCCUUGGCUCGGUGAGGAGAUAUGCAUAAAGGACCCUCAGACGCAGAACACCAUAAUGCCUGGUCUGAGCUUGGUUCAAUGGAUGAACAUGAAUAUGCAGCAGAACUCCUCAUUUGCAAACACCGCGAUGCAGUCUGAGUACCUACGAUCACUAAGCAACCCCAACCUGCAAAAUCUUGGUGCUGCCGAUCUCUCGAGGCAGUUAUGCCUGCAGAAUCAGAUUAUGCAACAGAACAGCAUUCAGUUUAAUUCUCCCAAACUUCCUCAGCAAAUGCAGCCGAUCAAUGAGUUGUCCAAGGCAGCACUUCCAUUGAAUCAGCUUGGUGUGGGUACCAAACCGCAAGAACAGACCCAAGAUCCCAGCAAUCUGCAGAGGCAACAACAGUCCUUGAAUCAACUACUUCCCUUGAGUCAAUCUCAGACCAGUCCUGUCCAGGCUCAGGUCCUUGUUCAGAAUCAAAUGCAGCAGCAGCAACCACCAUCAGUGACUCAAAAUCAACAGCCAGCUGCGAGCCAGCCGCUGCUCCUGCCCCAGCAGCAGCAGCAGCAGCAGCAGCAACAACAACAACAACAAAAGUUGCUACAUCAUCAUCAGCAGCUUUUACUUCAGCAGCAGCAAUUGCAACAACAGCAACAGAAUCAGCAACAGCUAAAUAAGAUGGCUGCACAAGUACCAAAUCUGGCAAACCAGCAGCUGCAACUGUCUGAUCAGCAGUUUCAGCUGCAACUGUUACAAAAAUUACAACAACAGCAGCAGUCAUUGCUGUCACAACCAGCUGUUACUCUUGCACAAUUACCUCUAAUCCAAGAGCAGCAAAAACUGCUUCUUGAUAUGCAGCAGCAACUGUCAAAUUCUCAUUCACUUUCACAGCAACAAACGAUGCCUCAACAAAGUACCAAAGUUCCAUCACAGGCAACACCACCACCACCACCCAUGCAACAAGAGUCACCGCAGAAGCUUCCACAUAAGUACGUUGGGCUCACUGACUCAUCACAAGCUGCCAUUCCUCCGACUACAUCAGUCAACGUCAUUUCAGCAACUGGAAGUCCUUUGAUGACAACUGGUGCUACACAUUCUGUACUUACUGAAGAAAUCCCUUCUUGCUCAACGUCACCUUCAACAGCUAAUGGUAACCAUCUUUUACCAGUCCUUGGAAGGAACGAACAAUGUGGCAUGAUCAACAAUGAGAAGGUUCCCCGGUCCACUGCUCCUAUGUCAAUAAUUCCAAGCUCCCUUGAAGCUGUCACGGCGAUGCCAAGAAUGACCAAGGAAUUGCCAAAGCUGAAUUCCAAUGUCAAACAAAGUUUAAUGGCUUCAAAGUUACCAAAUGCAGGGACUGGACCUCAGAAUUUGGAAACAGCUUCAUCAGCAACUUCAGUGUGGCUUUCCCAAACGGAUGGACUUUUACAUCAAGGUUUCCCCAUAUCUAACUUCAAUCAGCAGCAAAUGUACAAAGAUGCGCCUCCUGAGACUGAAAUUCAGGGUGCAGAUCCUAGUAAUAAUGCAUUGUUUGGAAUAAACAGUGAUGGUCAACUGGGCUUCCCCAUGGGAGCAGAUGGCUUUCUGUCGAAUGGAAUUGAUGCUGCAAAAUAUGAGAAUCAUAUUUCAACCGAUAUUGAUGGCAACUACAGGAUCCCAAAAGAUGCUCAGCAAGAAAUAUCAUCGUCCAUGGUUUCACAGUCAUUUGGUGCAUCGGAUAUGGCAUUUAAUUCAAUUGACUCUGCUAUCAAUGACGGUGCUUUCUUGAACAGAACUUCUUGGCCACCUGCUGCUCCCCUAAAGAGGAUGAGGACAUUUACCAAGGUGUAUAAACGUGGAGCUGUAGGCCGGUCCAUUGACAUUUGUCAGUUCUCUGGAUACGAUGAGUUGAAGCAUGCUCUGGCUCGCAUGUUCAGUAUUGAGGGGCAACUUGAGGAACGGCAAAGAAUGGGCUGGAAGCUUGUCUACAAGGAUCAUGAGGAUGACAUCCUACUUCUUGGUGAUGACCCUUGGGAAGAAUUUGUCAACUGUGUGAGGUGCAUACGGAUCCUGUCACCUCAGGAAGUGCAGCAGAUGAGCUUGGAUGGUGAUCUGGGGAACAACAUUCUCCCCAACCAGGCCUGCAGUAGCUCAGACGGCGGGAAUGCUUGGAGGGCUCGCUGCGAUCAGAACUCCGGUAACCCUUCUACCGGUUCAUAUGACCAAUUCGAAUGACCUAACUUGCCGGUCCAUACAUGCUGUGCUGUCAGUGCAAGUAGGCAUCACCUGAACAGUGAUAAGCGAAAGGCGUGCAGCGGCAGAAUGUUGUAGAUGUGUCGUCAGUUUACAUCUGGGAGAGCAAAUGGCUCGACGGAUUAGUAGUGUUUUUGUUUAUAGUAGGUUUUCUCACAUGGAAGGAAGUAGGGAUGGUAAAUGAAGCUUACCUUGGGUGAAAGAUGAUGUUGUACUAUGGAAAAGGCAUGCUUUUGUAGUAAAAACUGCUGCUUCGGCUGUUUUGAUGCCAUUGUUAAAGAUCUCCACGUAUCUCAAA